Messenger RNA from Lipotes vexillifer (Yangtze River dolphin), 2014 nucleotides. It is a transcript of the gene SLC7A1, whose product is annotated as solute carrier family 7 member 1. The record is from RefSeq and is a predicted model, not a curated record. Gene Ontology annotation, biological process: L-ornithine transmembrane transport; L-arginine import across plasma membrane. Gene Ontology annotation, molecular function: L-arginine transmembrane transporter activity; L-lysine transmembrane transporter activity; L-ornithine transmembrane transporter activity. Bases 89 to 1978 code for a protein of 629 amino acids. Gene Ontology annotation, cellular component: plasma membrane. The transcript has 12 exons. Lineage: Eukaryota; Metazoa; Chordata; Mammalia; Artiodactyla; Lipotidae.
CUCCUGAGACGUCUUCGCUCCAGGACCCAGGGAUCCUCGGGUGACAAGGUGACAGUCCUCACGCCAUAGUCCAGAUUUGAGCCGCAGGAUGGGGUGCAAGGUGCUGGCGGGCAUCGGGCAGCAGAUGCUGCGGCGGAAGGUGGUGGACUGCAGCUGGGAGGGGAGCCGGCUGUCCCGCUGCCUCAACACGUUCGACCUGGUGGCGCUGGGCGUGGGCAGCACGCUGGGGGCCGGCGUCUACGUGCUGGCCGGGGCCGUGGCCCGGGAGGAUGCGGGGCCCGCCAUCGUCAUCUCCUUCCUGGUGGCCGCGCUGGCCUCGGUGCUGGCCGGCCUCUGCUACGGCGAGUUUGGCGCUCGGGUCCCCAAGACGGGCUCGGCCUACCUCUACAGCUAUGUCACCGUGGGCGAGCUCUGGGCUUUCAUCACCGGCUGGAACCUCAUCCUCUCCUACAUCAUCGGUACUUCGAGCGUAGCCAGAGCCUGGAGCGCAACGUUUGACGAGCUGAUUGGCAAACCCAUCGGGGAGUUCUCGCGGAAGCACAUGGCCCUGAAUGCGCCUGGGGUGCUGGCCGAAAACCCGGACAUAUUUGCCGUGAUCAUAAUUCUCAUCUUAACAGGACUUUUAACUCUGGGCGUGAAAGAGUCAGCCAUGGUCAACAAAAUAUUCACGUGUAUCAACGUUCUGGUCCUGGGCUUCAUCAUGGUGUCGGGAUUUGUGAAAGGAUCAAUUAAGAACUGGCAGCUUACGGAGGAGGAUUUCCAGAACACAUCUGGCCGCCUCUGCCUGAACAAUGACACGGAGGAGGGGAAACCUGGUGUCGGGGGGUUCAUGCCCUUCGGGUUCUCCGGUGUCCUGUCGGGGGCAGCCACCUGCUUCUAUGCGUUCGUGGGCUUCGACUGCAUCGCCACCACAGGGGAGGAGGUCAGGAACCCCCAGAAGGCCAUCCCCGUGGGCAUCGUCGCGUCCCUCCUGAUCUGCUUCGUCGCCUACUUCGGGGUGUCGGCCGCCCUCACGCUCAUGAUGCCCUACUUCUGCCUGGACAAGGACAGCCCCCUGCCAGACGCCUUCAAGCACGUGGGCUGGGAGGGCGCCAAGUACGCAGUGGCCAUCGGCUCCCUCUGUGCCCUUUCCACCAGCCUUUUAGGGUCCAUGUUUCCCAUGCCUCGAGUUAUCUAUGCCAUGGCUGAAGAUGGACUGCUGUUUAAAUUUUUGGCCCAGAUCAACGACAGGACCAAAACACCAAUAAUCGCCACGUUAACCUCAGGUGCCAUUGCUGGUGUGAUGGCCUUCCUCUUCGACCUGAAGGACUUGGUGGAUCUCAUGUCCAUUGGCACUCUCCUGGCCUACUCUUUGGUGGCUGCCUGUGUGUUGGUCUUACGGUAUCAACCAGAGCAGCCUAACAUGGUAUACCAGAUGGCCGGGACUAGUGACGAGCUCGACCCAGUCUACCAGAACGAGCUGGUGAGCACCAGCGAUUCCCAGAUGGGCUUUUUACCAGAAGCAGAAAAGUUUUCUCUGAAAACCGUACUCUCACCCCAAAAUACAGAGCCUUCCAAAUUCUCUGGGCUAAUUGUGAACAUCUCAACCAGCCUCAUAGCCCUGCUCGUCAUCACCUUCUGCAUGGUGGCUGUGCUGGGCAACGGGGCCCUGGUAAAUGGGGAGCUGUGGGCAGUCUUCGUGCUCAUGGGCUCCGCCUUCCUCUGCUGUGUCGUCACAGCCAUCAUCUGGCGGCAGCCCGAGAGCAAGACCAAGCUCUCGUUCAAGGUGCCCUUCUUGCCGGUCCUUCCCGUCCUGAGCAUCUUUGUGAACGUCUAUCUCAUGAUGCAGUUGGACCAAGGCACAUGGGUCCGGUUUGCAGUGUGGAUGCUGAUAGGCUUCUUCAUCUACUUUGGCUAUGGUCUCUGGCACAGCGAGGAGGCGUCCCUGGCCGCCGACCCAGCAAGGACUCCUGACGGUCACUUGGACCAUUGCAAGUGACGCACAGCCCUGCCCCCAAGGCCCCGGCAGCACCUC